AUGGCCGGGAAAAAAGGGGCCACAGGGUCCAAGUCCAAGCCCAAAACCAGCAAUGGCGGGAGGAAAAAGACCACCAAAAACAGCAACGCCAAAACACCAGACAAAAAAUCCCCAAAUAUCUCAUCUCACAAUUUACAAACCGCGGAACAAGACCCAGAACAAAGCCGAAAGCACCGACAGCACGUCCUGGACAUAUUCCGUCACGCCUUUGCCGAGACCCUGACGUCGCCCGACUUCACCAGCACCUUGCAAUCCGUUAAACAGGCCCUCUUCGACAGGGACUUUGCCAAAGCCUUUAGCGACCCACACCAUCUCGAGGUAUACGCAGCACGAUGGAGUCCCACGCGGGCUCUAUGUUAUUCCGCUGUUCUGGAGGGGAUCGCCGAGCACCUCUGCGAUCUUUACUCACCAAGUACUCUCGAGACGACAACUUCACCAAGCAGCUCUCUCGACACGACAACAACAACACCACCACCAACCCCUCCAAACCUCCCCGUCCUCUCCAUAGGCGGCGGUCCAGCCGAGCUCGUAGCCCUCGCCUCCUUCCUCAGCCAACACCCCCAUUCGCCUUCUUCUCCUCCUUCUCCUUCUGGCCCUUCUCCUUCUCCCCAGCUCCACAGCACCCUCACCCUCCUCGACUCUGGUCCUUACACCCCUCUCAUCAACACCCUGACCACAGCCCUGACCACGCCGAGGCCUAUCUCGCCAUACGCCAGCGCAGCGGCUAAACUGGCUAAUGUGCCGCUUUUGUCGUCGGCUUCUCUUGGAGAUAACACAACAACGACAACAAUGACAACACCAGCAACAACAACACCAACAGUAAAAACGCCCCCCCACCUAAUAACUCUCCUCUUCACCCUUAACGAGCUCUUCACCGCCGGCGGCCUAGCACCCACCACACGGUUCCUGCUAGCACUUACCGAUGCCGCAUCCGUGGGAUCGUUGUUAUUGGUCGUGGACAGUCCGGGGAGUUAUUCUGAGGUUGUUAUAGGAGACACCCAAGGAAAGGACGGGAAGAAGAAGAGGGAGUAUCCGAUGGGGUGGUUGUUGGAUCGGGUUUUGUUAGACACGGAAAGGGAGGGGGAUGGUGGUGAUGACAAAAAGAGAUGGGUCAAGGUAGAGGAGAGGGAGUCGGUGUGGUUUCGGUUGGGGACGGGGUUGGAAUAUCCGAUUGGGUUGGAGGAUAUGCGGUAUCAGAUGCAUUUGUAUCGGUUGGAUGCUUUCACGGGAUCAGCUUGA
This is a messenger RNA of Dichotomopilus funicola, 1239 nucleotides long. RefSeq lists its product as uncharacterized. The transcript has 2 exons. The record is from RefSeq and is a predicted model, not a curated record. Bases 1 to 1239 code for a protein of 412 amino acids. Lineage: Eukaryota; Fungi; Ascomycota; Sordariomycetes; Sordariales; Chaetomiaceae.